This is a messenger RNA of Helicoverpa armigera (cotton bollworm), 4820 nucleotides long. Its product is annotated as HEAT repeat-containing protein 6. The record is from RefSeq and is a predicted model, not a curated record. The transcript has 16 exons. Bases 200 to 3544 code for a protein of 1114 amino acids. Lineage: Eukaryota; Metazoa; Arthropoda; Insecta; Lepidoptera; Noctuidae.
UGCUACGAGUGUCAAACAUGUGUGAUGUACUGUCACUGAAGUCAUAAACACAAAAAUCUGAUACAUCUGUUAUGAUUUUACUAAUUACCCAAAAUAAUAUUGAUUUAAACGUAAUUAUAAGAUGUGUUAAGCAUUAUAAGCUCAUCAAUUUUGGAAAUUCAAUGACUGUCGUCAUAAGUUUCUCGAAUUAAAUAAAAACAUGAAUACUACACACACUCAGAGUUUUUCUACAAUAUGCGGUGAACUUUGUAAUCUAUUGUAUUUAAAAGAAUUCAGUAGAGAAAAAGCUAAUAAACUAGUAGAUGAGCUGAAUGCAAAGCCAUAUAAAGUGGAUUUAUUUGUACGGAAACAUGACGCUGCAGCCUUGAUAACAGCUCUUUGCCUAAACGUGAAGCCCGCAGAUGAGUUUUUAGUGGCUAAAGCAUCACAUCUAAUAAACAGUAUAAUAAUAAAACAAAACUUACAGUUUGAAACUGAUUACUUAUGGAAAGUUAUUUCAUGGCACAUUGAGUGCAUGAAGAAGUGCACAGAUAUUGUGUUGCCUGAUAUUCUUCAUAGUCUGCAGUGUAUCUUGCAGUCUUAUCCAAAUGCAAGUUAUAAGUUCACGGAGCAGCUAAUAGGAUAUCAAGGAAUUCUCACAAAGCUAAUUGAUUCAACUAAGACUGAGCUGAAAGUUCAAAACAGUUUACAAAUUCCUUUGAUGGUGUUGAAAUGCAUUAUAUGCAUUAUUUCAACUACGGAUGAUGGUAAAAAUGAAACAAUUGUGGCUCCGGCACUCAAAGAGCUAAUCUCUGAAAUAGUUGUUAAGUUUUUAAUGAAAGGAUAUUCCAAAUCUCAAGAUGAAUUUCUGUAUUGUAAGGUAGUAAUAUCUGCAUUGAGGGUUCUAUCACAACUGUAUUUCAAUGAUCUCAACAUAAACAUACCUCUGCCCGAGGUGAUGGGGAUCUGUAGAUAUUUUAUACUCUAUGGACUGGUCACCCAGACUGGCCCACCUGAGAAAAUAAUGCCUGCUCAACAGUCCAUAGCUAUGGUGCCGGAGGUCCGAACUCCUAAUCCAAAGGGUGGAAAGAAACAAAAACUACGCAAGCAAAGAAAUAAUGCAAUAGAAAGCUUAAAGAAAGAAAUUCCUGUGUCGGACCACAGUCUCAUGAAGGAUGUUGACAAUUUUGAAAAUAAUUCUGCUUACAAGCCGGCAAGUCGGAACUACUUGGAGCCUCAAAAAGCCAAGAACACCUGGGCUUUGACUAGUGAUUCUGACAUGUCUGAUGUGGAGAAUAGCAGAGAAGUUAAACUGAUUGCUUUGAAGUCUAGAGUUAGACAAAGUGCUUCUAACCUCCUCCUGGUUUUGGUUAAAGUAAAACAAAAGCGUGAAAUAUUUGGUUACUGGUGGGCGCUUUUGCCUGAUUCGCCGGAUCCCGCUAAUUGGUCAGCCAGUGCCUCGGCUAAGAAGACAUUGGCAUACUGCGCUGUCACGGACCCCAUUGCCAGCAGUCGAGCGAGCGUGCUCAGUGUCAUGUUGGCACUUCUGUCUAGGUCCAGGAUAUUUUUGUCUCAUGCUGAGAGUAGCAAAAAGGAUAGAUCGUCUUUCAUCCCGUUCUCGGAAUCUCUGGGCUACAUGAUCACAUGUCUUCACAAGGUGUUCACCAGUAUUCUGGACAGCGAGAGAAGUCACGCGGUGAUCAUAGUCGCGCUGAAAUGUUGCGCAGCGCUAGUGCAGGCCACGCCCUAUCAUAAGAUGAAGGAGGGACUUAUCAGUCAGCUCGUUAUGUCAACUAGGAAGUUCUUGGUGCAUAGAGAUGUAACACUACAAGUCGGUGCCUUAAUCACAAUGGGAUGCGUUCUUUCCGUCGAUCCCAAAGUAGACGAAGUUCUAAAAGCAGUUGAAAAAGAUGCAGUGCCUUCCAAAAUAACUACUUCCAUGAGCUCUUCCAAAGUGACCUUUACUACCCACAAAAUUGAUGCAGAAGAAUGUGAUGACUUCGAAGAAGGAUACUCUGAUGAUGAAAUGUUCACCGCUGUUGAACAUCAGGCUAAAAGUGGCGAGAAAGAGGUAGAGGAAGGUCAUUAUUUUAGAAGCUGGAUUCUGGAUAUCUGUUUCAAGAAUAUGGGUUGGAUUUUUAGAGGAAAUGAAGUUGUGCGAAUAAAACCAUCAGCGAUUCCAAUAAUCCUGGAGUCCCUACAAGUAUUAUCUGCAGUGGCGUUCCACCACCUUCAAGAACUCCUUCACUCUCACGUGACAUUGCUGGGUGAUAUUCUAUGCGAGAUGCUACAACAUGAGCAUCAGGAUGUGGUGAUGCAGUCGGCUAGCGCUAUUAGUAUUAUUGGAGAUGGACUGCAGAAAUUGGAGCAAAUAGACAGAUCACCGCCACUGAGUCACUGCGUAUACAUGUGGGAGAAGUUGGUGAUGCCACUGUCUACCGUCCUUCAAUGCCACGAGACAUCGCCAGCUAAGGCCGUGGUCUGCGACUGUAUAGCCAACAUCGGGGAGAGGUCAUUUAAAGAAUUACCGCGUCGCGUACAAGUGCUAUGCUGCACGUUGCUGAUCGGCUCGUGCAGUGACGAGGAGGCGACGGUACGCGCGGCCGCGGUGCGGGCGCUGGCUAUGCUUGUCAUGUACCGGACUCUAAGAGAAGAUAUCUGCUUUGUAAGCGAUUGCGGAGAGAAUAUACUUCGUGCCUUAGCUGAACCUAUUCUGGUUGUGAGAAUCAAGGCGGCCUGGGCUCUGGGCAACCUUUGUGACGCUUUAGUUUUAAACUUAGAGGAGCCGGAAUGUGACGACAUAGACGACGCCCUCCUGGUUCGCUUGCUAGAGGUCAGCAUAGAGUGCGCCGCGGACAAUGAUAAGGUAAAAAUGAGUGCAACCCGAGGUCUUGGAAAUCUCCUACGCUUGAUAAAGAGUGAUACCCUAGCAAGGAACACGCAAAUGAAGUCCUUAUGCGAGACGGCAAUAAGGAAGCUUUUGGACUGCGCUUGCAAAGUGAACAAUAUGAAGGUGCGGUGGAACGCCUGCUAUGCGAUGGGUAAUGCUAUGAAGAAUGAGGAGCUUUUCACUGGGUUUAGUGGAUGGCAGAACCUAGUGUUCUCCAGCCUAUGUACUCUGGCGAAAGAGUGCAAGAACCUUAAGGUUCGCAUCAACGCAGCGUCGGCGUUACGCGCCCCAUCUGCGCGCGCGCACUAUGGCGAACAUUACGCGCUCGUGUGGAGGGGCGUGCUAGCUGCCAUGGAGAAUGUGGCCGAUGUUGAUGAUUUCAACGAGUACAAGCAUAAGGAUAACUUAACUGAACAGCUAUGCCUAACUCUAGCCCACUUAUGCUGCCUUCUCACACCAUCAGAUCUCUCCGAUAUCUACGAUCCUCUAGUAUUUCACUUCGACUACGCCAAGACCAUAUUUAGGCAAGUUUGUCAGAAGUUGCCACCAGAAAACACGUCGUGUUUGAGAAUACUGCAGGCAGCCAAGUACGUCACCGUUGAUUUAUGUGCGGGCAAUGAAACGCAAAUGCAAACGCUUAGUAUGUUGCAAGAUGUAUUUAUAUGGGACAUGUAAUUCCAACAUGUGGAUUGCAUCAAAACUUGAAAACUCUUAUAGUAAGGCACCCUGAAUGGUACCUAGCAGUCAUAGCUUGUAUAUGAUGAAAUGAUGAGCCCCACGACCACUGACGUUUUUUAAUUAUUUUUUCCAUUCAUAUUGUUUUGCUUUAUUUGCGUAAAUGCGGUAGUGGGGUGCGCUAUUUCAGCUGACGGCUGUCCCCCAGUAUUCUAUCUAUACUAAUAUUAUAAAGAGGAAAACUUUGUUUGUUUGGUUGUAAUGGAUAACCUCAAAAACUAUUGGACCGAUUUCAAAUAUUCUUUCACCAUUGGAAAGCUAUAUUAUCUGCGAGUAACAUAGUCCAUAUUUUAUCCCGGUGCGGGCAAUAGCUCCCACGGGAUGCGGGUGAAGCCGCGGGAAAACGGCCAUAUUUUAUAUAAUUUGACAAAACUUGUGUGGGGUUAAUGUAAAAUUUCUAUCUCUGAUAAGCAAAUCAAUAGAUAGAUAUAUUAUUGGGGGGGGGGGAGGGGAUAAGCCCUUUUUUGUGGAAAUCCAAUGGGAUUUGAAAUAGGAACUGCAAGAAAGUGUGAGUCUCAAUAUGUAAUGAUGAGUCAUGUGGGAACAUUUUAUAGCGACACGUCACUUGGAGUAUUUGUGCACAUAUUUCUGUCGUAUUGACAAAGAAAAGUAUACACUGUUGUAUUAGGAAAUAAGGUUUAAUUUUGUAUUAAUUGAAUGAUAAGCAUGUUUGGUCUGUUACUCCAAGGGUCUUGCUGGUAUCAUGUUAUCUAGUAAGGGAUUAUAACUGCGAUAGACGUUACGUAAAAUUUUAAGACUAUGAAAAAGUAUCAAGCAAAAAGAUCGGCAUUAUACAUUGUUAUUAAGCCAUUCAACUGCCCUAUAGGAUAUGUAACUUUGAGACAAUUUACUAUAUUUCAACGUUUUCCAUUUGAAUUGUAUCUUAAUUCUAAGUCUAAAUACACAUUUCAUUAUGUCUACCUAUUUCUCUUAUUUGUUAUAGGUAUCACUUGAAUAUGUAACAAACACGUUUUAUUUUUUAUAUAAAGAGGCGGAGGACAAUGUCAGUAGCACCUUUUUUAAAAAUAAUGUGAUAACACUAGUGAACUUAGUGUUAAUUUUAGUUUUUUUUUUUUAUUGAUAGCUUGUUUUCAGUGCUAAAUUGUGAUAAAAAUAAAUUGGAAUACCUACGGUUUAAUUAAAUCCGGCUCUUAUCACAACGACAAUUAGUUUGACUAUAAACAGCCAAAAGCAUUUUACAAAUUUGCUUUUUUAG